AUGCCUGUAAACGGUGCAUCUAGUCCAAUUUCGACUAUGAAAAGAGGCGUCUCAGACUCGCCAUUUGCUGCUGACGUCGAUGAGAUCCAAAAGCAAAAGUUACUUCAGCAGACAAUGGUUACUGAUGACGGAUACUCUCUUCAGGAAAUAAUGAGCCAGGGUGUAGGAUUAACUUAUUCUGAUCUCAUUUUGCUGCCUGGAUAUAUUGACUUUGCUGCAAGCGCUGCCACGUCAGAAUCAUUAAAGACGCCGUUCUUGUCAAGUCCCAUGGACACCGUGACUGAAGCCAGCAUGGGAAUCGCAAUGGCUCUUGCAGGAGGCCUCGGAAUCAUACAUCACAACUGUAGUAUCGAACAGCAAGCUGAAAUGAUUCGAAAGGUCAAAAAGUACGAGAAUGGGUUUAUCUCUGAUCCAAUGUGUCUUUGUCCUACAAACGUCAUCCAAGAUGUUUUGGAUAUCAAGACCAAGUAUGGGUUCUGUGGUAUCCCAGUUACUCUGGAUGGACAAAUGGGAUCCAAGUUGAUUGGAAUUGUGACUUCUAGAGAUGUUGAUUUCUUUAAAGAUGCUGAUUUCAAUACCCCUUUGAAAGAUGUAAUGACAACUGAGCUAGUCACUGCACCUCAAGGGGUAUCUCUGGCUGAAGCUAAUGCGAUUUUGAAACAGUCGAAAAAGGGGAAGCUUCCCAUCGUUGAUUCAAAUGGUUGUCUGACUGCUCUCCUUGCCCGGUCAGAUUUGGUUAAAGCCAGAGACUUCCCUUUGGCCAGCAAGAACAAGGCUACCAAGCAGCUGCUAUGUGGUGCGGCCAUCUCAACACACCAAGAUGAUCGCGUACGUCUCGCCGCACUCGUAAAAGCUGGUGUCGACGUGGUUGUCCUCGAUUCGUCGCAGGGCAACAGCAUAUACCAAAUCGAAAUGAUCAAGUUCAUCAAGAACGAGUAUCCAGGUAUAGAAGUAAUUGCUGGAAACGUUGUGACUCAGGAACAGGCUAGGAAUCUGAUUCUAGCAGGCUGUGAUGGUUUACGAGUUGGUAUGGGAAGUGGCAGUAUAUGCAUUACGCAAGAGGUGUUGGCAUGUGGUAGACCUCAGGGAACAGCUGUGUACAAGGUCGCUCAAUAUGCGAGGCAGUUUGGAGUGCCUGUAAUAGCAGAUGGAGGCAUAGGCAACGUUGGGCACAUCGUGAAGGCAAUCGCUUGUGGUGCGUCUUGUGUAAUGAUGGGCUCAUUGCUAGCUGGAACGACCGAAUCACCAGGAGACUACUUCUUCCAUGAAGGCAAACGCUUAAAGAAAUACAGAGGAAUGGGAAGUGUUGACGCUAUGGAAGCUGGGAAUGCUGCCAAGAAUCGAUACUUUUCCGAAUCAGACAAGAUCAAAGUUGCUCAAGGGGUUACCGGCACCGUUCUCGACAAGGGUAGUGUUAAACGAUUCCUCACAUACUUACAGUCUGGAGUACAGCACUCCCUGCAAGAUUUGGGUGUUCGCUCACUCGAUGAGCUGCGGGAAGGCUCGCGAAAUGGGGCUAUUCGAUUUGAACGUCGUUCACCUAGUGCUCAACUUGAGGGUGGUGUACAUGGGCUGUUUGGGUAUGAACGAAAGGAUUUUGCUUGA
Messenger RNA from Synchytrium microbalum, 1605 nucleotides. It is a transcript of the gene SMI46, whose product is annotated as IMP dehydrogenase. Gene Ontology annotation, biological process: GTP biosynthetic process. The record is from RefSeq and is a predicted model, not a curated record. The transcript is spliced from 10 exons. Gene Ontology annotation, molecular function: IMP dehydrogenase activity. Lineage: Eukaryota; Fungi; Chytridiomycota; Chytridiomycetes; Synchytriales; Synchytriaceae. The coding region runs from base 1 to 1605 and encodes 534 amino acids. Gene Ontology annotation, cellular component: cytoplasm.